CGCCGCGGGGCUUGGAGGCUGCAUCUUGAGGCUUGGCUUUGCUUUUGCACUCACGGCCAUCUCCUGGUUCCUGAGCGUUUUGGAGUAUGCCCUGCCAAAGGCAGUGAAGGAUGCAGAAAUGACUGAUUCAACUCAAGGCACCGCGGAGCUGGACGAGUGGAGGAGUUAGACAUGUGUACUCAUGGCUGUAAUGUGAAGCAGUCUCUGUCCCAGCAUGUCGUUCCACCCAGGACGAGGGUGUCCCCGUGGCCGAGGAGGAGGAGGGGGACCCGGUGCCCGGCCUGCAUCAGCCCCCGCCUUCCGACCCCAGAACCUGCGCCUGCUACACCCGCAGCAUCAGCAGCAGACCCCGCCACCUCCACCCGCGCAGUUCCCCUACGAGCCCCCCAGCGCGCCCCCAGCCGCCUUCGCCAGCUCACCAGGCACCCCGGCUUUCCUGCCACCCCGGCCUGACUUCGUGCCCUUUCCACCGCCUGCACCACCCUCGGCACCCGGCCCGAUGCCCCCUUGCCCAGUACGACCGCCCUACCCUAACCACCAGCUACGGCCCCCGUUCCCCGUGCCACCCUGCUUCCCCCCUGUGCCACCCCCUAUGCCUUGCCCCAAUAACCCCCCGGUGCCUGGCGCACCCCCAGGCCAGGGCGCCUUCCCCUUCAUGGUGCCACCGCCCUCCCUGCCGCACCCGCACCAACACCCGCCGCCACCCGCCCUGCCACCGCAGCAGCAGGUCAACUACCAGUACCCGCCCGGGUACCCGCACCCCGGCUUCCCGCCCCCCAACUUGGGCAGCUUCCCCAGCAGCCCCGGUGGCAGUGGCGGUGGUGCUUUCCCCCCAAGCGCUGGCAGUGGCAGUGGUGGUGGUGGCACCAGCCCACACUUUCGCCACCUGCCGCCCUACCCGCUGCCCAAGGCGCCCCCCGAGCGGCGGGGCACCCCCGAACGGCUCAAGCACUACGACGAGCACCGGCACCGGGAGCACAGCCACGGGCGCGGCGAGCGUCACCGCUCCCUGGACCGGCGAGAGCGAGGCCGCAGCCCCGAGCGCCGCAGACCCGAUGGCCGAUGCUACCGGCCCCCGGACUAUGAGCGCGGCCGGACCCCCUCCAGGCACCGGAGCUAUGAGCGGAGCAGAGAGCGGGAACGAGAGAGACACAGGCACCGGGAUGGCCGAAGAUCACCUUCCCUGGAAAGGUCCUACAAUAAAGAGUUUAAGAAAUCUGGAAGGAGUUAUGGUUUGUCAGGGACUCCAGAGCCUGCUGGAUGCACACCAGACUUACCUGGGGAGAUUCACAAAAAUGCCGAUUCUUGGGCCCCAGCCCCUGAGACUGUGAAUCCUCGUUCCCCAAGUAGAGAGAAGAAGAGAGCCCGCUGGGAGGAAGAGAAAGACAGAUGGAAUGACAGCCAGAGCUCAGGCAAGGAGAAGAACUUUACCUCCAUCAAGGAAAAAGAGCCGGAGGAGAUGCUGCCUGACAAGAAUGAGGAGGAGGAGGAGGAGCUCCUGAAGCCAGUGUGGAUCCGAUGCACCCACUCGGAAAACUACUAUUCCAGUGACCCCAUGGACCAGGUGGGGGAUUCUACCGUAGUUGGGACCAGUCGGCUCCGUGACUUAUACGACAGGUUCGAGGAGGAGUUGGGGAGCCGACAAGAGAGGGCCAAGGCCGCCAGACCUCCAUGGGAACCUCCAAAGACGAAGCUUGAUGAAGACCUGGAGAGUUCCAGCGAGUCCGAGUGUGAGUCUGAUGAAGACAGCACCUGCUCCAGCAGCUCCGACUCAGAAGUCUUCGAUGUCAUCGCGGAAAUCAAACGCAAAAAGGCCCAUCCAGACCGGCUGCAUGAUGAACUAUGGUACAACGACCCGGGCCAGAUGAAUGAUGGUCCGCUCUGCAAAUGCAGCGCCAAGGCGAGACGCACUGGGAUCAGGCACAGCAUUUACCCUGGAGAGGAGGCCAUCAAACCCUGCCGGCCCAUGACCAACAAUGCCGGCCGCCUCUUCCACUACCGGAUCACCGUCUCCCCCCCGACUAACUUCUUAACUGACAGGCCAACUGUUAUCGAAUAUGAUGACCACGAGUAUAUCUUUGAAGGAUUUUCUAUGUUUGCACAUGCUCCCCUGACCAAUAUCCCACUGUGCAAAGUUAUCCGGUUCAACAUAGACUACACAAUCCACUUCAUUGAAGAAAUGAUGCCAGAGAAUUUUUGUGUGAAAGGACUUGAACUCUUUUCACUAUUCCUAUUCAGAGAUAUCUUGGAGUUAUAUGACUGGAAUCUUAAAGGUCCUUUGUUUGAAGACAGUCCUCCCUGUUGCCCGAGAUUUCAUUUCAUGCCACGUUUUGUGCGGUUUCUGCCAGAUGGAGGAAAGGAAGUGCUGUCCAUGCACCAGAUUCUUCUCUACUUGCUACGGUGCAGCAAAGCGCUGGUUCCUGAGGAGGAGAUUGCCAACAUGCUUCAGUGGGAAGAACUCGAGUGGCAGAAAUAUGCUGAGGAAUGCAAAGGCAUGAUCGUCACCAACCCUGGAACGAAACCCAGUUCAGUCCGCAUCGAUCAACUGGAUCGUGAACAGUUCAACCCCGAUGUGAUUACUUUUCCGAUCAUCGUACACUUCGGGAUACGCCCCGCACAGCUGAGUUACGCAGGAGAUCCACAGUACCAGAAACUGUGGAAAAGCUAUGUGAAACUUCGUCACCUCCUAGCAAACAGUCCCAAAGUCAAGCAAACAGACAAGCAGAAGUUGGCACAAAGGGAGGAAGCGCUCCAGAAGAUCCGGCAGAAGAAUACCAUGAGGCGAGAAGUCACUGUGGAGCUCAGCAGCCAGGGAUUCUGGAAGACCGGCAUACGCUCUGAUGUCUGUCAGCAUGCAAUGAUGCUGCCUGUUCUGACCCAUCAUAUCCGCUACCACCAGUGCCUGAUGCACCUGGACAAACUGAUUGGCUAUACUUUCCAGGACCGCUGUCUUCUACAACUGGCCAUGACUCACCCGAGCCAUCACCUAAAUUUUGGAAUGAAUCCUGAUCAUGCCAGAAACUCUCUGUCCAACUGCGGAAUCCGGCAGCCCAAAUAUGGGGACAGAAAAGUUCACCAUAUGCACAUGCGGAAAAAAGGAAUUAACACUUUAAUAAAUAUUAUGUCACGUCUUGGACAAGAUGACCCAACUCCCUCAAGGAUCAAUCACAAUGAACGGUUGGAGUUCUUGGGAGAUGCUGUGGUUGAGUUUCUGACCAGUGUCCAUUUGUACUAUUUGUUCCCCAGUCUGGAGGAAGGAGGUCUGGCCACCUACCGGACAGCCAUCGUACAGAAUCAGCACCUCGCCAUGCUCGCCAAGAAACUUGAACUGGAUCGAUUCAUGCUUUAUGCUCACGGACCUGACCUUUGUAGAGAAUCCGACCUACGGCAUGCAAUGGCUAAUUGUUUUGAAGCUUUAAUAGGAGCUGUUUACUUGGAGGGAAGCCUGGAGGAGGCCAAACAGCUAUUUGGACGCUUACUCUUUAAUGAUCCAGAUCUGCGCGAAGUCUGGCUGAAUUACCCGCUCCACCCUCUCCAGCUGCAAGAACCCAAUACCGAUCGCCAGCUCAUUGAGACUUCUCCAGUGCUGCAGAAACUGACGGAGUUUGAAGAAGCUAUUGGAGUCAUUUUCACGCACGUACGACUGCUGGCCAGAGCCUUCACGCUGAGAACUGUGGGCUUCAACCAUCUGACCCUAGGCCACAAUCAGAGGAUGGAAUUCCUAGGUGACUCAAUAAUGCAGCUGGUGGCUACCGAGUAUUUAUUCAUUCACUUCCCCGAUCAUCAUGAAGGACAUUUAACUCUUCUGCGGAGCUCUCUGGUGAACAACAGAACGCAGGCCAAGGUGGCGGAGGAGCUGGGCAUGCAGGAGUACGCCAUCACCAACGACAAGACCAAGAGGCCGGUGGCCUUGCGCACCAAGACCUUGGCGGACCUUUUGGAAUCUUUUAUUGCAGCCCUCUACAUUGAUAAGGACUUGGAAUAUGUUCACACUUUCAUGAACGUGUGUUUCUUCCCACGACUAAAAGAGUUCAUCCUGAAUCAGGACUGGAAUGACCCCAAAUCCCAGCUUCAGCAGUGCUGUUUGACACUUCGAACAGAAGGCAAGGAACCUGACAUCCCUCUGUAUAAGACUCUGCAGACUGUCGGACCCUCCCACGCUAGAACCUACACAGUGGCCGUUUACUUCAAGGGAGAAAGAAUCGGCUGUGGAAAAGGACCAAGUAUUCAGCAAGCGGAAAUGGGAGCAGCUAUGGAUGCACUUGAGAAAUAUAACUUUCCCCAGAUGGCUCAUCAGAAGCGGUUCAUUGAACGGAAAUACAGACAAGAGUUAAAAGAAAUGAGGUGGGAAAGAGAGCAUCAAGAGAAAGAGCCAGACGAGACCGAAGACAUCAAGAAAUAAGGCGGGCCCAGAGUGGUGGGGUAUUUACUUGGCUUAAUAACUGUGACUGGUGCCUACCGAGACUUAGCCUAGUUUUCCUUCAGACAGGGAAUGAAAUGAACCCCUGGAAAUAAACCACAGAACCAAA
Suncus etruscus (white-toothed pygmy shrew) is the source of this 4529-nucleotide messenger RNA. RefSeq names its product drosha ribonuclease III (gene DROSHA). The transcript is spliced from 35 exons. Gene Ontology annotation, molecular function: ribonuclease III activity; double-stranded RNA binding. Gene Ontology annotation, cellular component: nucleus. NCBI's taxonomy places the organism in Eukaryota, Metazoa, Chordata, Mammalia, Eulipotyphla, Soricidae. The record is from RefSeq and is a predicted model, not a curated record. Bases 215 to 4402 code for a protein of 1395 amino acids. Gene Ontology annotation, biological process: pre-miRNA processing; rRNA processing; primary miRNA processing.